This is a messenger RNA of Cydia splendana, 1841 nucleotides long. It is a transcript of the gene Mnr, whose product is annotated as keratin, type I cytoskeletal 9-like. The transcript is spliced from 5 exons. The coding region runs from base 184 to 1320 and encodes 378 amino acids. The record is from RefSeq and is a predicted model, not a curated record. Lineage: Eukaryota; Metazoa; Arthropoda; Insecta; Lepidoptera; Tortricidae.
UCUGUCCGCUGUUGACGUGUUGACUUGUUUUUUCUGAGUAAUAUUUAAUGACAGAAUUGAACAGACCUUGCGUUGUGUUGCGUGACUAAAUCAAGCAUUCAGGUAGCUUCAUGUGUCUAGGGAAAAUUAAUCAGUUAUUCUCAUCCUAGUUGCGAAACAAGAACCAGAGGUGCAACAUUUUUUAUGAUAAUAAUGGAUUGGAGGACGGGUCUUCUGAUCUUAACGUGCGUGUUCUACGCUGAUAGUUUUUCAAAAUAUGGACGCACGUGCAAAGACAUAGGGUGCCUUAACAGCCAGGUGUGCGUUCUGGCAGAAGAUCCCUGUUCUUUUGGCCACACCAGGGACUGUGGCACUUACCCAACAUGCAAAAAGAAGACUGAAGUUGAAGGAUCACACGCUGAACCGCAGCCGUCGGUGCCUAAACCAGCGAGACCUCAGACACCCUCGAGGGACUCCGACUCUGCUCCUCACUACCCUCCGCCCGCCCCGCCCGCUGGCGGCUCGCCUUAUGGAGGCUCCGCGCCAUACGGCGGCAGCUCGAAUAACGGAGGAAGCAACUAUCCUGGAGGUUCGCCCUACGGAGGUGGGUCUCCAUACGGAGGUGGAUCUCCAUACGGAAGCAACACAAACGGAGGCGGAUCUCCAUACGGAAGCAACACAAACGGAGGUGGAUCUCCAUACGGAAGCAACACAAACGGAGGCAGCAGUUACCCAGGAGGCUCACCUUACGGUGGCGGUUCUCCUUAUGGAAGCAAUUCAAACGGAGGAGGAAGUUAUCCGGGAGGCUCUCCUUACGGAGGCACCCACGGUGGUGGCUCGCCCUACGGAGGAAACUCACCAUACGGUGGAUCCAACAACAGAGGAGGUAAUUCGCCAUAUGGCGGCUCAAGCUCUGGAGGUUCAGGUUUCGGUUCUGGCGGCAAAGGAACCUUGGACAGCAUAUUCAAUACGCUGAACAAAUACGCUAGCGGAGGCGGAGGCGGAGGCUCCAGCAGCGGCGGCAGCGGCCAGGGCCUGUCCAAUAUCUUCGGCAGCAUUCUCGGCAAUCUCUCUAAAAACGGAGGCAUAAACAACUUGUUCAACACCAGACCGAUUAUGGAAAAUCCCAGUUAUGCCUCUCCCUCAAAUUCUAGGAGUUCUAACUCUAACUAUCCGUCAUCAGGAUACCAACCGGCUCAGAACAGGAACUAUGGGGGGACGCACGCCAAACCCAAUGCGGCCUCUACUGUCAAGCCCGCUACCUAUGGCUGGAAUGUCGGCGUGAUACUGGUUUUGACAUACCUGACACAGCUAUACCUCUACAGUAUGACGCGGGGUUGAAAACUAAUCUAGUUAUUUAUUGUUAUUGUGCUAAUAUGUAUGUAAUUUGCAGAAAUUAAUAAUUGUGUCACUACUGUUAAUAAUAUUUUAACUAGAUCGCCGUUUCAAACUUUUAAUCGCCUAUACGCCAAGAAACGCACACGAAAUUAUAAACUAUUUUGUCACUUUUUCUCUUAUAUCUUAAGACGGCGGUUAAAAGUAUUUUAAUGUAAGUGUAAGUGCUAGUGUUGUUUUAUGUUUUUUACCGUAUUUAUGAUUCAAAAUAUAUUGUCUUUAAGUGCCUUAUGUGUAUGCGUGUCACUUAAAUGUAAAAUGUGAUAGAUAAGAUAAUCAAUAAGACACCUAAACUAGUAGUAAGCAUUUAAGAGGAUUCCCUCAACAUAGAAGCAUUUUUAUAUUAUUUUCCAAUUUUUGUUGCAGUCAGGUUUUAACCUACCUGCUAAUAACUUCUGGUGCAAGACUUCCAUUUUAUAGUACCUGUGAAAAUUUGAUUUAAGAAAUAAAUAUUCAAAUAAAAAAUA